AUGUUUUCCCAUGAAUCAUCCGACUCUGAUUCAGAGUAUGAAGAAGAUAUUGAAUUUUUGGUGCUGGCAACUCUUAUAAAAAAGAAAGAAAUAAAGAGAAGAAGAUAUUGGGUUCAUCCAGUGAAUAAUAAAAGAGAGUCUAAAGGCGAGUUUCACUGUCUCGUUAAAGAGAUUGAGAACGAUGCUCAAAGAUUUCAUCAGUAUUUUAGAAUGUCCAAGGCACAGUUCGAGGAAGUUCAUUCAUUGAUUGAAGGGGACAUAAAAAAAAUACAUACGAAGUUUCGUAAACCUAUAGGGACAAAAGAAAGACUUGCUGUGUGUUUAAGAUUUAUGGCAACUGGAAAUUCUUUUCGAUCAUUGGGGUUCAAUUACUGUAUGGGGUUUGCUACAGUAAAGAUCAUAGUAGAACAAGUAUGUAACGCAAUUUGGAAGAAUUUGGCCCCUACUGUAAUGCCCCAGCCUACAGAACAAAUGUGGAGAGAGAUUGCGAAAGGAUUCGAAAAUGUAUGGCAUUUUCCGAAUUGUAUUGGAGCAUUGGAUGGAAAACAUAUUUCUAUAAUAUGUCCAAUAAAUGCAGGAUCCACUUUUUAUAAUUAUAAAAAUGAGCAUUCUAUUGUACUGCUUGCACUUGUUGAUGCGCAUUAUAGAUUUAUUAUGGUAGAUGUAGGAGCGUAUGGCCGAAAUAGUGAUGCUGGCAUUUACCAGGACUCGUUAAUGGGAAAAAUGUUUGAAAGCAGUCAAUUAAAUGUGCCACCGAAUAAACCUAUAAACCAAAAUACAGAACCUUUACCCUACACUAUUGUGGCAGACGCGGCAUUCCCACUGAAAACGUAUUUAUUAAAACCGUAUAGUAAAGCUAAAUUAGUUAACAAUAACCCAAAUAAAAUAUUUAAUUAUCGCUUAUCACGUGCUCGCCGUACUGUAGAAAAUGCAUUUGGAAUAUUACGAGCUAGAUUUAGAGUGUUUCAGGGACCUUUACAAGUACAACCAAACAUGGCGGACAAGAUCGUACUUGCUGCCUGCUGCCUUCAUAACUUUUUGACCCAAGACACACAGGAAACACAAGAAACUUUGAUGGAUGAAAGCGAGGUGAGCGACAGUAAUGGCUUAGUAGACAUCGAACCGUUAAAUAGAAAUCUAUCUCAAGAAACUAUUCAAGUUCGUGAAGCAUAUAAAACAUAUUUUGUAAGUCCCCAGGGACAAGUUCCAUGGCAAAUGCAAGCUAUUACACAAGGUAGAACACGGUUUAAUUAA
Messenger RNA from Parnassius mnemosyne (clouded apollo), 1254 nucleotides. Lineage: Eukaryota; Metazoa; Arthropoda; Insecta; Lepidoptera; Papilionidae. The record is from the annotation of a GenBank genome assembly.